Molecule: messenger RNA, 2277 nt
Organism: Capsella rubella
Lineage: Eukaryota; Viridiplantae; Streptophyta; Magnoliopsida; Brassicales; Brassicaceae
Product: formin-like protein 3
Exons: 5
Coding region: 435-1919 (494 amino acids)
Source: RefSeq, a predicted model, not a curated record
AACUGCUCUCUGUACAUAAUUACUAAACAAAUGUUAUAUGUAGAAAAAAAGGAAAGAUAAAGCAAAGCAGAGCAGCACAAAUAUUAACUUUUCCUUCUCUCACACAAAGAGGAAAAAAAAAAAAAAAAAAAAAAGAGGGGAUCCUUAUUGUCAUUUGCAGAGAAAGCUACUUCACUCCUUUCCCUUCCCUUCGUCUCUCCGUCUCCCUCAUCCCCACAUUUUUUUUUGUUUCCGUCCACUAGAACCGUCUUGUUGCUUGCUUUUGGAGCAUCUUCGAAUUUUCAUGUUCUGAUUUUUUCCUAUUCUGGUGGAGAUAGCCUUGCCCUUUUGAUGGCUGCCGCAGAAUCAGGAACCGAUCGGAGCAGCUUCGCUUUUGGAUUUGGAGUUUUCCAGUGAAUGAAUCUGUUUGUUUCUGCUGUCUAUGUGUUGUUGUUAUGGGGAAGAAUACUGACGAAGAGCAGAAUCUUCCUGUGAGCGACGGAGCCGCUUCGUCUAGGAAUAACGGAGGAGGAAUCAACAGUUGUUGUUGCUGCGUUUCGAUCUCUAGCUACUUUAGUCUCAGAUGCGUUUUCAUUCUUGCUUUCUCUGCUGCUGUCUUCCUCUCCGCCUUGUUCUGGUUACCUCCAUUCCUCGGAUUAGCAGAUCGAGGGGAUCUAGAUCUCGAUCCAAGGUUUAAAGAUCACCGAAUAGUGGCAAGUUUUGAUGUUGGAAAACCAGUUUCGUUCAUGGAAGACAAUUUGUUGCAGCUUGAGAACGAUAUCACCGAUGAAAUAAGCUUUCCCAUGACCAAAGUUGUGGUAUUAGCGCUUGAACGCUUGGGUGAUCUUAACAGAACAAUGGUUGUUUUUGCCAUUGAUCCCGAGAAGGAGCAUUCUAAGAUACCUGCCGAAAUUGAGAGCCUGAUCAAGGCAGCUUUUGAAACUCUUGUUCAAAAGCAGUUGUCUUUCCGCUUGACUGAAUCCUUGUUUGGGGAACCGUUCCUUUUUGAAGUGCUAAAAUUCCCUGGAGGAAUUACUGUGAUCCCUCCCCAGCCUAUAUUUCCCCUGCAGAAGGCGCAACUUCUCUUCAAUUUCACAUUGAACUUUUCGAUUUACCAAAUUCAAUCAAACUUUGAGGAACUCACUAGCCAGCUGAAGAAGGGUAUUAAUCUGGCUCCUUAUGAGAACUUGUACAUAACCUUGUCAAAUUGUAGAGGUUCAACAGUGGCGCCUCCUACAAUAGUUCAUUCUUCUGUUCUGCUUACAGUCGGCUCUUCUUCAAGGUUGAAGCAACUUGCUCACACCAUCACUAGCUCCCAUUCCAAAAAUCUCGGCCUAAACCACACUGUAUUUGGUAAAGUUAAGCAAGUCCGUCUUUCCUCGAUCUUACCACAGUCACCCGCCACAUCAUCAUCCCCUUCCCCUUCUCCUCAGCCUGAAACCCACGAACACCAUCAUCAUCAUUCUCAUCCCCAUCAUCAUCAUCACCACCAUCAAGAACUUGCUCCAGAACCUUCAACUUCGCCUCCAACUAAAGGCUUGGCACCUGCAUCAGCACCAACCAAACACUCAUCUUUACCCCCGAGGAAGCCGCCUUGUCCUUAUGAGCAGAGGAGACCGAAAGGAAACAACGCUCUGAACCAUCAUACUGCAGCACCAACGCCUGCACCACACCGGUCUCAGCCACACCCACUCCCACUUCCACCAGCACCAAACCCUACCCGGCCACAUCGUCAUGCCAUCCCUGUAUCUAGUCCACUUCCUCACGUUGUAUUUACACAUAUCCCACCUCCAUCAAAAAGCAGCCCAGAAACAGAACCAAACAGAGAACAAACUCCCUCACCUUCCCCAACUCCAUCUUCGGCGAGCAUGGGUCCAACCUUAAAAAAGGCAUCAUCGAAGCUCUUUGUAGUAGUAGCUGUUGUAAUUAUCUGUCUCUAAAGCAAAAAAACAAAAAAAAAACAAAAAAAAAAAAAGAACCGCCGGAAGAAGCUGCUUAUAACGUUCAAGCUGUAAAAAAAAGUAGCAGCAGUUCAGAAAAGCACAACUCCUCCGGUCACAACAUCAUCAAUCAAGGUAAUUGUAUAAAGGAACAAAAGGGAAAGAAAAGAAAAUGUAUGUAUGAAAAAAAUGAAGAGAGUUUUUUUGUUUUUGUAAAAGAGAGUUGUUGAGGUUUGCAACACAAAAGUGUGACUUGCACCUUACAUCCGAGAAAAAGAAAAAAACAUAUAUAUAAAACAUUUCAGUUUUAAUUUUGUAUAUAAAGUAAUCUUGCUUCAUGAAGAAGCAUUUAUCGUUA